This is a messenger RNA of Aphis gossypii (cotton aphid), 6214 nucleotides long. Its product is annotated as tyrosine-protein kinase receptor-like. Bases 851 to 5404 code for a protein of 1517 amino acids. Gene Ontology annotation, cellular component: signaling receptor complex; membrane. Gene Ontology annotation, biological process: regulation of neuron differentiation; protein phosphorylation; cell surface receptor protein tyrosine kinase signaling pathway. Gene Ontology annotation, molecular function: transmembrane receptor protein tyrosine kinase activity; protein binding; ATP binding. The transcript is spliced from 27 exons. The record is from RefSeq and is a predicted model, not a curated record. NCBI's taxonomy places the organism in Eukaryota, Metazoa, Arthropoda, Insecta, Hemiptera, Aphididae.
AAAACAACAAAAAAAUUAUUUCAAGCUGACCGCUAUUUAUUCUACAUGCCCCAUAUAUGAUAUUCAGUUCAACUAAACAUAUUAAUACAAUAAUCAUUAAAAAUAACAAAAUGUAUAUUCUUGAUUUGUUAAAAGAGAAUACAGAAACUAUAAUUAAAGAAUUUCCACGUUUCAUUCAGGAUUUAACGUGUUAAUUAGCACAGGUAGUGUAAACAGUUGAAUAGAAACAAUAUAAUAAUGAUUCUGUAGAAUUCAAAAUUCUACGAAACCAUACAAUACACCUUGUCAUAAGAAAUACACAAGUCAUGUAGAACGCCUGUUAUAUUUUCGUGUUUGUUAUUUAGCUUUGUUUCAUAGAAUCAAUAGUUUUAAUUUUAUUUUUAAAAUGUUUCAAAUGGAAAACAUUGAAAAAUUAUAAGAUUCAGCUGAUGACCUAAGAAUCUUCAAGCACGAGUACGGGUAUUCAUAAAUGUUUGAAGUCAACGUUUUGGCAUGUUUUCUAUCGGCGAGUGGAACACAUCCAUGAUCAUGGCCAACGGGUAUUUGGGAAUAAUGCCAAAUUGAACAACCAUAUAAAGAAAUAGGUGAUUAUGGUUUCCAAGUUAUGGCUAAAUAUAAAGUUCGAUAAAGUAAGAUAUCUUUACGGAAAACGUUUAAUUGCAUGGAAAAACUGAAUGUUGAUGGAUUAAAGCGUAUAAGUUAAUAUUACGUACAGAUACAUUAUACAUUAUACGAUACAGGCGUCAGUUCUUCGAUCGUCGGACUCGUGAGAGCAACGGAAACACGACGACCUCACGAUCGCCGUAGCCCGAGACGAUCUCAAACCGGUGAUCUACACGCGACCAUCGCCAUGACUUCAGACCAUCGUUGCCUUCACCAAUCCCACAGCGGUCACCGCGAACGGCCGCAUCAGAACCGGUGCCAUCACCGCGGCCGGUGUCGCGGACCGGCGCUGGUCGCGGCCCUCGCGCUAUGGGCCGCGCUGGCUUGCGUCACGGUGCCCGCGGCCUCGGCGUCACCGGCCACCGGCGACAUGAGCCUGUUGACCAUGCAGCGCAUCAAGUCUUACGUGGACGACACGUGCACGAUGGACCCGCACUGCCAGUGGACGUGGGACCCGCUGCCGAACGGGCUGCGGAACGUGUCCGCAGAAGAAGCGGCUGCCGAGAUGCCGAAAGACUACUUGUACCCGCCCGGCGAAGAUCCCGACAAUCUGGGAGGACAACGAGGGAAUUUCUUGUUCAUUUACGGUCAUAAAGAUACACCACAUAUCUACAUACGGAGCCCGUAUUACACCACUGGCGUGUUUGACAACAACGGGUGUUCGCUGUCAUUUCAAAUGCACACCAACGUCAGUGUACCCAGUCAAGUGUCGAUAAUGUUAAAGACUGAGAAUUAUACAUCAUUAAUUCAGGAUAAUGUCGAAAACAACUCUCCCGUAUAUUGGGAAAAAAAGAAGGUAUUAUUGGGUCGACAGACAAGACAAGUUAUUAUUGAAUUAAAUAUCAAGCCUGGAUCACAUGUUGCCAUUGAUGAUAUCAGACUAGAAGAUUGCUUGCCAGAAUACUUUGCUGGCAUAACUGAUAAUGGUUGUCCAACAGACUCACAUUUUUUGUGUUCCGAUAACAUGACAUGUAUACCGUAUCAUCAUGUAUGUGACAUUAGUCCAGAUUGUCCCGACGAAACAGAUGAAACCGAAAACUGUUUUCUCGUACCCACCGAAGCUCGGUGUACGUUCGAGUCUGGAUUCUGCGGAUGGCGGAAUGCGUCGGGCGAAAUGUCUCUGACGUGGAAACUGUACAAAGGAGACCGACACAAAUUUACCGGGCCGAAAUGGGAUAAUACUUUCCGUAACCGAACUGGUACCUACGCUUACGUAGAUAUGUCGGGAUCUUCGUAUCUUGGAGCUACAGCGCGCAUGGACAGUAUACAUUUCCACCCACCACCGACGUAUUGUUCCGACACAGAGUCGAAAUAUUACAAUUCUUGUUAUAUAUCAUUUUUUUACCACAAAUAUGGUUCACAUAGUGGUACUUUGGGACUCUAUUUGGUCGAGGCUCAUGGUGAGGUAGACCGUGUGAGAAGAUUAUGGUGGAGUUUCGGGAACUAUGGAAAUACAUGGCUUCGAACCGUUGUUUAUUUAGUAAACAUCACAACCAGCUAUUAUUUACAGUUUGAAGCACGAAAACUAUUGUCAGUAAAAGGAGAUGUGGCGAUUGAUGAUAUAGCUAUGAGUCCAAAAUGCUUCGGUUUAGAUGUACCAGAAGACGUACUCAAGGGAUACAAGUAUGAAGCGGCUGGAACAAUAAAUAAUACUGCAACACUUAUGAAGAUUCCCAUUAAUCCGGAUUUCCGAAACAAAAUAGUUUAUAAAUUUACGACUUGUGGAUCAAAGGGUAGGCUGGGUCCGAGUAAUCGAUCUUGUGAAGCUGCAUACACAAAUACUACUGUGUCUGUGAUUGUGGUUAAUGACACAUACAUGGAUGGAGUACAGAUUUGGCAUAUACCUGAGACAGGAGUAUAUACUAUAAUAGCAAGAGGAGCUCGAGGUGGCAAAGGAGCCGACGGAAUGGGUAUUUCGAAAGGAGCCACAGCCAUUGCGGUGGUUGAAUUGACCAAACAUCAACAGUUGCACAUAUUGGUUGGUCAAGAAGGCGGAGAUGCAUGUCGGAAAACGUUUGAAAAACGCGACGACGCAUGCCAACAAGAACAAUACUUCAGGACAGGGAGCGCUCUCAAAGAAUUGCAUGACUUGCGCCUGCUCAACGGUGGUGGAGGCGGUGGCGGCGGAUCUUUUGUUUUUACAGGCUCACGAGAAGAAGGAUUCUUACCGUUGGUGAUUGGUGCUGGCGGAGGUGGUUUAGCACACGGACCAUUCAAGGACGACAGGAGUCAACACGGUAAUGGCACCAACAUGCGAUUACCAGCAAUCACUGCACCAUCUUUUGGUGAAAAUCCCGCAGGUGCUGGUGGCGGUUGGGCCCCGGGAAACUAUACGGAAGACAAGAAAUCCACAGGCUCCGCGUUGUUGGGAACUGGCGGUGUCGGAAGCGAUGGCGGCGGUGUGGGUGGACUGGCGUGCUACAAGAGUCGAGGCAACACUAAAGGAUUUGGCGGGUUUGGUGGCGGUGGUGGCGGAUGCGUUGCCGGCGGAGGAGGUGGCGGUUUCACCGGUGGCCGCGCUUGGAGCAACAGUCAAACGAACGGCGAGGGCGGCUGGUCGUAUUUGCCGGACAACCAGCACGUGUUUUAUAGGGCCGUGUACCCUGGCAGCAACUAUAAGUCCGGAAGUGUGUACAUCAUACCAGCUAUAGUGGGCUGUGGAUGCGCGUACCUGUGCGCCGCCACCAAUCAGCUACGCAGCUCGGUCGUCUGCAUAUGCCCAGCCGACUUCAAACUCGGGCCCGACGGAAAGUCGUGUAUAUAUCAAUCAACAGAGACAACAAAAAUUAUAUUUUUGAUCACUGGAAGUGUAUUUGCAGUUGUAAUUAUUUGCUUGAUCUUAGGGAUUUGGAUGUAUAGAAGUUAUCGAAAACGAAAAGAACGCAAAGAAAAUAUCAAUAUAAUACACAAUGGAAUAUUAAAUUACGAUCCGAUAUCGAGAAACAGAAAUGGAAAUGUAGAUAUUAACCCUACUUAUGAUUUCAAUGGAAGGAUUUUGACAACAAACGAUCUUCCAAGAAUAUUAAGGGAUGAACUAAGAAUACAAAAAUCUAUUGGCGAAGGAGCUUUUGGAGUGGUGUACCGAGGGUAUUAUAAAAAAACGGGUGAAACGGAAGAGAUGCGUGUUGCGAUAAAGACUCUUCAACCAAAAAAAGACAUGACCAAUGUGGAGGUGAAAUUCGACGACGACAACACUCCUAGUACCGAAGUUGAAAGAGAAACUAGACAGAGACUCAAAAGAGCUGAACUGUCUUGUAUACGUGACUUCUUAACAGAAGCCAUCAUAAUGAGUCAGUUUAAUCAUCCAAAUAUCGUGAAAUUCAUCGGAAUCACUUUCGAAAAGAACUAUAGGUUUAUAGUGACAGAACUUUUGAGUGGGGGAGACUUGAAAGAAUUUUUGCGCAAAAAUCGUCCUUCAGUUCAACAAAAUCACAAAAUCAUUCCCGUAAAGUUAAAAGAUUUAUUAAAAAUAGCAUUGGAUAUUUCCAAAGGAUGCGUUUACUUGGAAAAUCUUCAUUUUAUCCACAGAGAUAUUGCUGCCAGAAAUUGUUUACUGUCUACGACAGGACGUGGUAGAGUAACGAAAAUUGCCGAUUUCGGAAUGUCUAGGGAUGUAUACAGAAAUGAGUACUACAGAAAAGACGGUCAAGCCAUGUUGCCUAUUAAAUGGAUGCCAACCGAGUCGUUGGUAGACGGCGUUUUUAAUUCAAAAUCCGAUGUCUGGUCUUAUGGAAUCACAUUUUGGGAAAUCAUGACAUUUGGAUCUAUGCCAUACACGGGCAUGACAAAUAAAGAGACAAUGAAUUACGUGAUGAGAGGUGGGCGUUUAUCUAGACCGGUAAUUUGUCCAGAACCCGUAUAUAAUCUUAUGAGUAGCUGCUGGAUAACAAACCCUGAAGAAAGACCUACAUUUGAGUGUAUUCGCAAUAAACUCCGUCUCUUUAUACAAGAUCCAGAUAUACUCGAUUACACACCACCGGUAAUCGGAAGGCCCGCGGCCCCGCUGCCGUAUAGAGCAACGCACCCCCUCGAUGAGAACGCACCGCCGGACGGUGUUCUUCGGGCAGUUGACGUAGUCAAUAGUAGUGGCGCCAUCAACGAACCGCAGCAAUACAAAAGCCAGGAGGAACCUCAGUACGUGACGCCACUGCCGGCCGACGACUUUUUCGAGGGUGUGGACGCGGAACUGAUGAAGGACGCGGAGCGGUUCGGCCGGUUCCGCCGCAGCAACGAGAUGGCGCCAUUGGACGACAUGCGCGACUACUGUGACGAUGAUGACGAUGAUGACGACAACGACGACGACAGUGUCGGUGACGAAGAGGACGAGGACGAGGACGCGAUAAACGUCGCGGAAGCCGAAGCCGAAGACGAAGCUGAAGACGACGAUGAUGACGAUAACGACGAACAGAACGUGGAAGAAGAGGAAGACGACGACGCGAACGGUGCGGAGAUCGUGCUGGAUGCUGACAACAAUCGGUUCGACGAGGACGACGAUGACGCGUAUGGAGACAACGCCAGGAGCAAUGGUCCAGUGUCAUCGUAUCACUGGAAUAGAUUCAAAGAAACGAGUUUCAUCAGCAUGAAGGAACCCAACACCAAACAGACGAAUGCGGAUGGCCAGAUAAGUUCCUCUAAGAGACGAAAGUCGUUUUCCGAACUCGAAGACAACAGGCCUAACCCUUAUUCGUUGACAGGCCGCGUUCGAUACAACGUCGCCAGUGACGGGAAAAUAAGAUGCUGACAUCCGGACUCAAGGACUUCGGUUAUUGAGUCCUUGGAAAUGUUAUAAAAAUAUGUUCUUGUACAUUGCGUGUACAAUGUUAAUACUCUGUUUUAAUGUACGACUGUUGUAAAUAUUUUUUUUUUUCAUUUUUAACUCACGGCGUCUAUCUAUAAGUACUCUAUAGUAUAAUUGUUUUAUUUAAACAAGUAUACCAUACACGUCUAAUCCUGGGUAAAAUACAAAGAAUUAUAACCUCAAAUUAACUGUAUAAUAAUUGUUCAAUAAGACAUGUGUAUAAAUAAUAUCAUAGUUUAAAAUAUCUAACCCUAGGUAUACGGUUAUAAAAAAAAUUUAGUUUAAAAUAAUAUUGGCACAUUUGUUGGGUAUAAUUAAGCAGCAUCACAGUUAAAACCUAAUAAUUAUUCACCAUGCUUAGACAUUUUUCAACAAUUUAAAAAUGACAUACUUAUUAAGAAAUACAUGUUUUAAAAAUAACCUCUUUGAUAUCAUUAUUUUCAUUAUAAGUAUAGUAUUUAUAGUUUGUUAUAUUUUAAACCAUAAAGUACAUUGAAGUUCUUGCAAUAUAUUAUUAUCUGUUAAAAUUGAAUAGUGUUUACAAAAAAAAAGUAUAAUUGUCAAGUCAUUAACGAUUGAACAGUAUAAUUUGAAUAUUAUGAUGUUCAAAUAAAAACAUAUAAAUACGUAUGUACGUAUUUAUAAUAAUAAUAAUUAAAUAUGAAAAUUAAUUAAGAAUCUAAUAAUAUGCACAUAGACACCCUUAAAUAUUAUAUUAUAUUAUACUGAACAAAUUUUGGUGUAUAAAUAUGA